AUGGAGAGACAGGAAGGAUGGAGAGACAGAAGGGUGGAAGACAGGAAGGGGUGGAGAGACAGGAAGGGUGGAGAGACAGGAAGGGGUGGAGAGACAGAAAGGGAUGGAGAUACAGGAAGGAUGGAGAUACAGGAAGGGUGGAGAGACAGGAAGGGUGGAGAGACAGGAAGGGGAGACAGGGGUGUGGAGGAGACAGGAGGGAUGGAGAGACAGGAAGGGGAGAACAGAAGAGGAGGGACAGGAAGGGAAGAGACAGGAAGGGGGGGAGAGACAGGAAGGAUGGGAGACGGAAGGUGGAGAGACGGGAAAGGAUGGAGAACGGGAAAGGGGGUGAAAGAGAAGGGUGGAGAGGGAAGGUGGAGAGACAGAAAGGGAUGGAGAACAAAAGGGUGGAAUGAAGUGAGAGGACGGAAGGGUGGAGAACAGGAAGGUGGAGAACAGGAAGGGGUGGAAAAGACGGAAGUGGGGAUACGGGAAGGUUUGGAGAGACAGGAAGGUGGAGAGACAGGGGAAGCGGAGGAGGAGAGACAGGAAGAGGGGGAGAAGGACAGGACGGGAUGGAAGACAGGAAGGGGAUGGAGGACAAAAAAGGGAGGGACCGGAAGGAUGGAGAGACAGGAAAGAUGGGGGAAAGGAAGGAGGAGGGGGAAAGGAAAAAGGAAGAAGGAGGGGAAAAGAGGGAUGAAGCGAAGGAUGGAGAGACGGAAGGUAAGACAGGAAGGAUGGAGAACAGGAGGGUUGGAAGAGAUAAGGAAUGGCGUGACAGGAGUGAUGGAGACGAAGGGUGGAAGACAGGAAGGGUUGGAGAGACGGAGGAUGAGACAGGGUGAGAGAACAUGGAAGGAUGGGUAA
Messenger RNA from Pecten maximus, 852 nucleotides. Its product is annotated as sodium/potassium/calcium exchanger 1-like. Bases 1 to 852 code for a protein of 283 amino acids. The record is from RefSeq and is a predicted model, not a curated record. The transcript has a single exon. Lineage: Eukaryota; Metazoa; Mollusca; Bivalvia; Pectinida; Pectinidae.